UUUCCAGCCCCGUUCCCCACCGUUAUCCCCCUUUUCCAGCCCCGUUCCCCCAAUUAUCCCCCUUUUCCAGCCCCGUUUCCCAAUCCCGGUGCCCACCCCGUGCCCGUUUCCCCCGGUUAUCCCCCUUUUCCCGUCCCUUUUCCCGAUAUCCUGCCCAAUUCCCGCCCCGUUUCCCUCCCCUGGCACCACCCCCCUGGCACGGGCCGGGCCAUGGCGGCCCCCGAGGGCACCGCGGGGACAUUCCAGGCUCUGGAAUGCGGCGGCGACGACCCGCAUUCCAUGGGAUGGGCUCCCAUUCCCGUCCUGCGCCAGGUUUUGGCCACCUGUGUUUAUCCCGAACUUUUGGACACGGACACGUUUCCCGAGGCCGUUCGGGGCCGGGCCCGCCGGAUCCUGCGGGAGAUGGACAGCGGGAAUAUCGGUGGGUACAACCACGAGCACCGAUCCCGGUGUGUUCCCGAGCGCGUGUCCCGGUUCCUGGAGCGGCGGGACGGGAUCCCCUCGGACCCCAAAAACAUCAUCCUGUGCAGCGGCACCGCCUCCAUCCUGCCGCCUUAA
This is a messenger RNA of Pseudopipra pipra, 558 nucleotides long. Its product is annotated as alanine aminotransferase 2-like. Gene Ontology annotation, molecular function: L-alanine:2-oxoglutarate transaminase activity. The transcript is spliced from 4 exons. The record is from RefSeq and is a predicted model, not a curated record. Bases 211 to 558 code for a protein of 115 amino acids. Lineage: Eukaryota; Metazoa; Chordata; Aves; Passeriformes; Pipridae.